CACUGUUUUAUUUUGGCCCCUUUAUCUCUUUUAUAUUUUUACAGCACAAAUACCAUUAAAGUUGAUAUCAUCACACUUAUUUCUGCUUCAUCUACUACUACUGCUAAUUGGAACAGAAACUGGGCAGCAGCGUGCCUUGUCAGCUGUUAUAAAAGUUUUUAGUGGCUUUUGACUCUUCUUUUUUUACACAGAAAGAAAGAGAGAAAGUGAAGUGAGAAGUUAGUUAAGGCAAAGAAUGAGACGAGACCCAAAAAUAACAGAAGAUAAAGAAGUAGCAGAUGGGCAAUUGUGGUACUAGAGAAGAAUCUGCUGUUAUCUCCAAUGCUCAUCAUCAAGUCCAGCAGCAGCAGGGAAUAUCGUUGCCAAACAGGAAUUUAGGUGGUGACGCCAAGAGACAACACAGUCAUAGCCGGUCUACAUCAGAUCUGAGCGAACCUUCGACCCCAAGGAACUUAGAGGACUUUAGGAAGAAUGCGGUACUCUACACACACAUAAUAGCUUUCACGCUUUUUGAGCUGGAAACGAUAACUAAAAGCUUUCGAUCUGACUAUAUUCUUGGUGAGGGUGGUUUUGGAACUGUUUACAAGGGCUACAUUGAUGAGAAUGUUCGAGUUGGGCUCAAGUCACUACCCGUUGCUGUCAAAGUCCUUAACAAAGAGGGACUUCAGGGUCAUCGUGAGUGGCUUACUGAAGUCAACUUUCUUGGACAGCUUAGGCAUCCUAAUCUUGUUAAGUUGAUUGGCUAUUGCUGUGAGGAUGACCAUCGUUUGCUCGUUUAUGAGUUUAUGUUCAGAGGAAGCUUAGAGAAUCAUCUCUUCCGAAAGGCUACUAUUCCAUUAUCUUGGGCCACAAGAAUGAUGAUUGCUCUUGGAGCAGCAAAAGGGCUUGCAUUCCUUCAUAAUGCAGAAAGACCUGUUAUCUAUCGUGAUUUCAAGACUUCAAAUAUAUUAUUGGAUUCUGAUUACACGGCCAAACUAUCUGAUUUUGGGCUUGCAAAAGCGGGGCCACAAGGUGAUGAGACCCACGUAUCAACUCGAGUGAUGGGUACCUAUGGUUAUGCAGCUCCAGAAUAUGUUAUGACUGGACACCUUACUGCAAGAAGCGACGUGUACAGUUUUGGUGUAGUACUCCUAGAACUAUUGACUGGAAGGAAGUCUGUUGACAAAACCAGACCAAGCAAGGAACAGAAUCUAGUCGACUGGGCUCGGCCAAAGCUUAACGAUAAGAGAAAAAUGCUGCAGAUCAUAGACCCUAGAUUAGAUAACCAAUACUCGGUGAGGGCAGCACAAAAGGCUUGCAGUUUGGCAUACUAUUGCCUUAGCCAAAACCCCAAAGCAAGACCCUUGAUGAGUGACGUGGUUGAGACUUUAGAGCCACUGCAAUCCAGUGGUGGCAGUGCAAAUGAAACCUCAUCAACCGGAAGUGGUGUUCGAUUUGCCAUGGGAAGGGUCCCAGAUUACAGAACACAUCACCGUUAUGCUGGCUCUCUUGGUGCUGCAGCUGGUUGUCGGUCUCCCAACCCAAAUUGUUCCCCAGGUGCCCCUGCAGCUUGCCGUGUUCGAUAAUGAGUGCGCCAUUAUUGAAUGUUAUUUCAAUGCUGCAAAGCUCAGGUUUACUGCUGUUCUGUACUUGAUGUAAAUUGCAGGAGAAAGUAUAGUCUUUUAAGUUUGUUGUGGUUCUUUAAUGGGCAAAUCUGUAUGAGGUGAAGAGCAAUUUGCUGACACAGUUUUAGCUUCUUCCUUCUUUUUCCCUUGUUUGCCUUAUGGAAGAAUUGAAUGUGUGCUUUGAGUAAGUUCUACUAGUUUGAUUAUGCUUUUAUUUAUACAUAUAUAUUAUUCUAACA
Molecule: messenger RNA, 1843 nt
Organism: Nicotiana tabacum (common tobacco)
Lineage: Eukaryota; Viridiplantae; Streptophyta; Magnoliopsida; Solanales; Solanaceae
Product: putative serine/threonine-protein kinase PBL8
Biological process (GO): protein phosphorylation
Molecular function (GO): ATP binding; protein kinase activity
Source: RefSeq, a predicted model, not a curated record